Messenger RNA from Oncorhynchus mykiss (rainbow trout), 3656 nucleotides. RefSeq lists its product as uncharacterized. The record is from RefSeq and is a predicted model, not a curated record. NCBI's taxonomy places the organism in Eukaryota, Metazoa, Chordata, Actinopteri, Salmoniformes, Salmonidae.
CCUGUGUCUCUCUCUCUCAGUACUUUCUCUCUCUCUCUCUCUCUCUCUCUCUCUCUCUCUCCCUCCCCUAGCCUGAAAAAGGUAGGCUUUUCACUCCGGCACCUGCCCUUACCUACAGCACAGAGAGAGGGCGAGAGGGAGGCGAGAGCAGAGCAGCACCUUGGCCCAGCCUCACCUUCCUGUGGGAUUUUCCACCUUACUUCUUAACACAGAGCCCAGCUUUGUUUGUUGUUCUCUGGGAACGUUGGGAACAUUCCCUCAGCUCUGUGGAGAUCAAAGCAGAGAAUGAAGCUCAUCUCACCUGGCUGUGCAUGGAUGGAUACCCGAAGCGGUCAAGAUUCCCAUCUGAUUUUCCCAUUUGAACCCAUUUUCCGAAAAUAAGUUUGAGGAAGGGUCAAAGAGAACCUGGGAGUUCAGGGGGUUUUAACUGCAGGAGAGACGGACAGGUUUGGUGUGUGUGUGAACGAGGGAAUGUGCCAGAGCAAGAGAGAGAAAGAGACUUAAUAGACAAAGAACAUAAGUGAGAGCUAAAAUAGUUCUACGUAGUCCAUUUUUAAGGCUUGCUGGGCAUUGAACAAGAACAAUACAUACAAUAAGGAAAAUAGUCUAUCAGCUGCAACAGGAGUCAUAGAUUUAUAACUUAGUACGUUUUCACUUUCAGGCUGUUUCUUAGUGUUUGUCAGUCUAGUUGUCACUGUGUGUGCUCAGAUCCAUUGUAAGUGAGCCCUGUGGUGUCAUUGGAAGAUUUUGUUGUAUUCUGAGCACAUUGUUGGCCAGUUCAAAUGAUUGACAGGGCUAAAGAAGAAGAGUUGUUUCAGGAAGCGGGAGUGAGGUUUAUACAGGAGGACAUGGGGAGAUAAGAUGGAUCCUGCCCUAGCAGCACACUUUGGACCUAAAUCAGACUUUGAUGAACUCAACCUGUACUGGCUCCUGUCGACUAUCCUGGAGGAGGACAAUUUCUACCACCGCCAUCUUUGAACUUUGGCACCAGGAAGUAAAACACUGUCAGGGGAAAGGGUUAUCUCCACCUCAAACCUUAAUCCAAUUUUUUUUCAAGUAUUGACUCUUGGUUACCUAAUUUCACUGGUUUCCAUGGUGACCCCGUCAGCACGGGGACCUGUCAGCAUCAUCACGUGGUAGCCAACAGCCAUGCAGUACCUGGGUGGUAAACUGUCCUCCGCCCAGGUCCAUGUCUCUGGCUGGGUGGGCAGCGUGCGUCGUUCCCUACAGGGGGCACUGAACUUAGUCUGGGGAGAUGAGGAGGAGGUGGUGGUGGUAAAAGAAGAAGAGGAGGAGAAGGAAGAGGAGGAUGAGGGUGAAGGUGGGGGAGGGGGCAGGAGGUUUGACAGGGCUGUGUCACCUCUGCGUAGCUUUGCCUCCCGGAGCCGGCAAUCCCUGAGGUUGUUCUCUGUCCGGAGUCGCCAGCGGAUGACACUGCGUAGACGGGCAGCAGACACCAGCGCUGAGCAGUUGAAGUGCUGUGUGGGAGUGGGAGAGGGACAUGACACAGAGGCUCUGAUUGGUGGAGAGCCAGACAAGCAGUAUGGGGGAUGUGACACUAGACUGUCUGAGGAUGACAGUCUGCAGACGACAGUGGAACAGAUCUCCCCUGUCACACCAGAUGAGCCUAACAGCACAUAUCCACUAGAAGAAACAGAGGAGCUAUUAGCCUUUCCUGAUAUUUCUCCUCUAUUGGACACCAGUGCUCAGCGUGCAAGGGCAAAGCUGAGGAAGAGUCGGAGGACCCGCCCCCCUCGAGCUAUUCAUCAGAACUCUACCACAGCAACGCUUGAGGAAAACCGCAUCCACGACUGGAGGUUCUGUGACUCCUCAGAUAAGGUGGACUCUCUAACAAGGGGAGAUUGUGAGUCUGAUGAGGAGCAGCCCAGAGGGAGGGAGGUAUGUUCACCACCUUCCCAGCCCCAGAGAAUACCCCUCUUUUCUGGAAUGGACCCGUCCGCUCUCAAGGCCCAGUUAAAGAAGCGAACAGGGGGAGGAGUUAAAGGAGCAGAUACAGACAGUCAGACAGACAGUCUUGCUCUGUCCCCCUCUCAGCUCUCUCGCUCUCCCGGAUGUUCCUCCUUCCUCCCCGGGACGUCACAGAUGCUACCCCCUGUAGGGAACAAAGAUGGAGGGGGGGACUCGUCUCCUUCAUGGCUGCAAGAACUCAAGUCUAAGAAGCGCUUGAGUCAAUACAACAGUGAGGACUAGCUGAGUGGAUGGACCUCAUUUUUACACCAGCUAUUACAAUCAAAAUACCUAUCUGAUCACAUUCCCCUUCCAUACACACCUUAAAGUGUUAGUUAACUCCAAAGAAAGCCUAUAGCUUGUUAAAAGUUUGCAGUCUGACGUUGUCAGACACACUUUGAUUUGAGUGAACUAUCACUUUAAAAUAUGCCCUGUAUCUGUGUCAUGUAAAUUAGCUUUUAUUCCUGUUUACCUCUAGGAGAUACCACCCAGCUAGCACAUUCAGUUCCUUGGAACUUGUAGGAACGUACGUUUUUGGUUUCCCAUUGGUUCUGGGAACAAAGCCAUAAGAAUCUUGACCGGUAAAACGAAAAGUUCUGAGAAAGGAAGUGAAAACGUGGUCUUUUCUGGAAACUUACAUUUUUAGGUUGCAGAGAGAUUCUGAGAAGCUUUCCUGGGAGGUUUUAUUAACGUUCUGAGAACGUAAAUUAUAGGUUAUGUGAAGGUAUUUAUAUAACGUCCUGAGAAAGUGUUUCAAUAUGACUUUUAAUAACACUGAUAGUUUAGUUUGAACUCCAAGAACAUAUAGGACACAUGGAAAUGCAUUUUUUUUAUUGUGCCAGAGUCUAACCUAUGAUCUUCUGUUUUUUAUCCAUGGAAUUAGUCAACUGCACCACCAGGAUGGAGCUAGCAUGCCAUGUUUGUUUUUUACUCAUACAAAGCUGAUCAUUUUAAUCUAUUCAAAUAGACCCCAUUUCAAAGGAAACAAGCACUAAUUAAGUCCCGGUAUGGCCAAUUAGUGGGCGCAACCAACACAGUUAACAAGAUAGAGGAUAGAGAGUUUUGUUAAUGCUGAGAACAGAAUGUAUAUGUUUUUAAAUAAUAUUCUUUAGAACGUUCUCUGAAUGUUAGUCAAGUUUUUGUGUUUUUUAUGGAAAAUGUUCUUAAGGUUCUCUGAACAAUUUGAGAACAUGAAUUUAACUAGAACCUGUAGGAAACGUUAUGCUGAAGUACCAAAAUUACCACAGAAAAAUGUUGUUUCUUAAUGUUCUUUGAACUAUUGGAGAAUAUUCUCAAUGUCAAACCAGUUGGAGAACAUUCUUAGAAUGUUACCAAAAUUGUAGUGAAAUAUAACCAUGUUUGAACAUUUUGGAAACAUUCUGUUAAAGUAAUGAAAUUCCAAGGAAACAAUGUUUUCUUGUGAAGUUCCUUAAAUGUGCUGAGAAUGUUCCAAAGCCAAGCAACUACGCUGCACCAUUCCCAAAAAGUUGCGAGAAGCAUGCAUGCAAAAUAACCAACCACGCUCUCACCAAGCUCUAAGAAACAUAUGGUUCUCAGAACAUUGUGUGCUAGCUGGGCAUUGACUUGGAGAUCAUCCAACUGAUGCUGCUGUUGUUGCUGACAAACACCCCUGUGACAAACACAGCAGUGACCUGGACUCCCUCCAAUUGUGUGCCUUUCCAGAAACU